GUAAUUCGUGUGGGGUGACGUUGCGGUCUGUAGGAUCCUACGGAAACAGGGGGCGAGGGGCGAUAAAUUUAUCAACACCGCCGGGGAAGCUUUGUUGGUUUGUUGACGACCUGCCGAGCAGCGGUGAAGUUCAGUCUUGCGCUUCCACUUUCGUCACCUAGUUUGACCAUCAACACCCACGAUGCGGUCCGAAGUGGGAGUCACAACAGCGAUUGAGCUGCAGUCCUCCGAGGAGUCGCCGCGGACAAGCAGUCCGGAACGCCAGGUUGAGGAUGGCCACGGACAUGAGAUGCAAAGCCUGCCGCCUGUUGACCGCGGCAAGGACGCCUGGCUGUUUCUGGCUGCAUGCUUCAUGAUCGAGGCGCUCGUCUGGGGCUUCGGCUACUCCUUCGGCGUGUUCCAGAACUACUACAGCACCCACGAGCCCUUCAUCGGGGCGAGCAACAUCCCCGUCGUCGGCACCUGCGCCUUGGGAAUCAUGUACCUCGACACCCCGCUCGUAAUGGGCCUCCACCGGCGCUUCCCCAAAGCAGCGCGCUACUCGACCAUCUUCGGCCUGCUCAUCAUGUGCCUCGCGCUGGCGCUGUCGUCCUUCUCGACGACGGUCACCCACCUGCUCGUGACGCAGGGCAUCCUCUACGCGAUUGGCGGGUCGAUCGCCUACUCGUCGUGCAUCAUCUACCUCGAGGAAUGGUUCGUCGCCCGCCGCGGGCUCGCCUUCGGCAUCAUGUGGUCGGCCACGGGGCUCGCGGGCGUCGUGCUGCCGCUGCUGCUCGAGUGGCUGCUCAACGCGCAGGGAUACCAGACCACGCUGCGCAUCUUCGCCUGCGCCGUGUUCGCGCUGACCGCGCCGCUGAGCUACUUCGUCAAGCCGCGGCUGCCCGUCGCCCCGGCGCGCCACGCCAAGCCCUUCUCGCUGCGCUUCGUCGUGCAGCGGCCCUUCAUGCUGUACCAGGCCUUCAACGUGCUCGAGGCCGUCGGCUUCUUCCUGCCGGGCAUCUACCUGCCGUCGUACGCGCGCGCCGUGCUGGGCGCGAGCCCCUUCCCCGCCGUCGUGGCCAUGAUGCUGGUCAACGUCGCCAGCGUGUUCGGCUGCGUGCUCAUGGGCAGCCUGAUCGACCGGCUCGAGGUGACCACGUGUUUCCUGGUGUCGACCAUCGGCGCCACGCUGGGCACCCUGGUGCUGUGGGGCCUGUCGGUGAACCUGCCCGUGCUGUAUCUGUUCUGCAUCGUCUACGGCCUGUUUGCAGGCUCCUACACGUCCGCCUGGCCCGGCGUCAUGAGCGAGAUCACGCGGAGGAACGUCGCCGGAGACACCAGCGACGGCAGCGGGAGCGAUCACGGGAAGUGGGCCGACCCGAGCAUGGUGUUUGCCUUCCUCGCCAUGGGCCGUGGCGUGGGCAACGUGAUUUCGGGCCCGUUGAGCGAGGCGCUGGUGAAGGGCAUGCCGUGGAAGGGCCAGGCUUUUGGCGGCUAUGGCAGCGGCUAUGGCGGCUUGAUCGCCUUUACAGGGGCCAGUGCUCUCUUUGGAGGUGGGAGCUAUGUAUGGAAGAGGUUGGGAUGGCUGUAGGGACAGUUUCAGUUAGCGGUUGGAUAGAGAUCACUUCUGUUUCAGCAUUCCAGUUUAGAAAUGCACUCUCGUAUUUUGCGCUCGUGUACUUGUGCG
Messenger RNA from Chaetomium strumarium, 1666 nucleotides. Its product is annotated as major facilitator superfamily domain-containing protein. Gene Ontology annotation, cellular component: membrane. Gene Ontology annotation, biological process: transmembrane transport. Gene Ontology annotation, molecular function: transmembrane transporter activity. The coding region runs from base 182 to 1570 and encodes 462 amino acids. The transcript is spliced from 3 exons. NCBI's taxonomy places the organism in Eukaryota, Fungi, Ascomycota, Sordariomycetes, Sordariales, Chaetomiaceae. The record is from RefSeq and is a predicted model, not a curated record.